ACCACCACCACUACCACACCGUGACCAUCCCAUCAUCGUCACCACCAUCACCGCCGUGCGGAAGAUACACACGAUCGACCUCGGGGUGAGUGGGCGAAGGUAGGUAGGUGGGUACGCGGCUAGGUAUGUCCCCCUUUCACUCCACGGCAGAUAUAAACUCUUAACAUCUCCGUUUGGUACAGCGCGAGUCUGCCAAUCGGCGGCCGGUAGAGGCGUGGCUGUGGCUCGGUGAGGCCUCGCAUUUGGCCGAGGUCUCGGGGUGGAACACUGUGGCACAGUGUUUUAUUUCGCGCUCGCGUGGAGUAUGGAGGGGGCCGUUAGUUUCUGCCCUAUCCCUCCCCGAACACAGAUUCCGCGUCUCUGUCUCCUUAUUCUCUCGCUCGCUCUCUCUCUCUCUCUCUCUCUCUCUCUCUCUCUCUCUCUCUUUCUCCUCUCCCUGCCACUGACUGUGGCCCCGUUGAGCUCCCACUUUGCUGCCGCGCCGCACUACCGCCUCUCCGCUAUCCGCGCGCGCUACCUGAAUCGACUCACCCGGGAUGCUGCAAUUGUUGACAAUGCCGGCGAGCGAGAGGGAGUGAGAGGGGGCGAGAGCAUGAAUCGCGGGACGCGAUUCCGCAUUUCGGCCCCCGGCAGCCGAACGAGAGGGUGUUGUUCCUCGUCGCGCGACAGCCGCGAUAGCCGCGUACGAUCAACUUACGAGAGUGCAGGUGUGUACACGCGUACGAUUACCGACAAGUACUAUCUAUCCACCUACUCGCUUACUUGUCCUUGCCGUCUCGCAACGUCUUGUAAACGUAAUAAUUUUGCGAUAUCUCGACGAGGAUGGUGCGUGUAAAGACCUGAUCUCCGAUCUUCGAUCGGGUGACGCGGUGGCGAGUCGCACCUCCAAAGGGAUCGCCCAUGAUACACACUUAGAAAGAAGGAGAGGCGUAGGAAGGAGCACAGCUUCCGCCGGUGGCUCGCUCGGUUACCACGAAGACGUGCCCCCUCGGUAUGGGGUACUCAUCAUCGAGUGUCGUCGAGUACGCGGCUUCGCGCCCGGCCCGGAUCAUAUACAGCGCGCGGUGAUCACGCUGAGCAACUUUUCUAUCCGGAGUACACAGAGUCGGAAAUUCCCCACUCCCUGUGAGUGACGACCGAGUGUCGUUAAGCUCGUCGUUAGCAUCGACGAGCGAGCGACCAUGUCCCUACCCCGCGGCGUCGGCCUCGGCGUCGACGUGGGCCAAUUGAUGCAACACCAGCAACAGCAACAGCAACAUCACGUGCUACCGGCCGCGUUUUUCCUGCGCGCCAGUGCUGAGAGAUAUCAGCGGACCCCCAAAUGUGCGCGAUGUCGUAAUCACGGAGUCGUGUCCGCGCUCAAGGGCCACAAGCGCUAUUGCCGAUGGCGAGAUUGCGUGUGUGCCAAGUGCACCCUUAUCGCCGAGAGGCAACGCGUCAUGGCUGCUCAGGUCGCGCUCAGACGGCAACAGGCCCAGGAAGAAAGCGAAGCGCGCGAAUUGGGCCUACAAUUGCAAUACAAUGCCGGCAGCUGCAAUACUGCCCCCGUUCUAUCGGCGGCGACCGCUGCUGGUGCGACGCCAGCUGGUAGCCCGCCCCCGCACUCGACGCACGUAGCGAGUCCGGCGGGUCUGGCGAUACCCGCGGCGGCCGCGGCAGCGGCAGCCGCCGCUGCCGCGCAUAUCCAAACGCAGCUUCAGCAUCAGCAGCAGCCUACGGAAUGUGCUCUCCUACCGAGAAAGAGAACUAAUACCCAAGACGAAUAUCGACAGUCCAAGGUUGAGAAGAAUGACACUGUUGUCGGCUUGAAGCGGCCUAGAAUUUCCGAAAACACGACCAUCUUGUCGACCAGCGACACAGGCAAUGAGGAUGAUCGUGAUUCUGAUUCCGGUGGCGAGUUACGAGCCGAUCGUUCAUUAGUGGUAUCGACGUCGUCAGGAAUACCGGAAUCCGAGACAACGACGAGAAAACGAACCAAUAGUCUGAACGAUUCCGAGGAGGGUAGUCCAGAACCAGGCUCGCAGAGUCCGACGCACACCCCGCCGCUGACACCCGCCUUGACACCGCAAAGGGAGGACACCCCAGCGCCGGAAAACCUCAGCCUACGCAAGAGUGGCAGUCCCCCGCAGACGCAACAGACCUUGCAACCGGUAGAUCUGGUUCAACCUAGGCCUAGUCCCCCGCUACCCCCGUUAGCUGCCGGAGCAACGGUGCACUUUCCUCCUUACGCGCCUCUCUACGGGGCGAGUUCGCUAGCGUAUUGCUCGCCGGCGCUCUAUCAGCAUCAGCAUCAUCACCACAUCCCCGAGCCGCGAGAGAUUCAGAUGCAGAUGCAAAUGCAAAAUAUUCAGCAGACUUGCGGACUGCAGUUACAGCAGCAACAGCAGCAGCAGCAGCAACAGCAGCAACAGCAGCAGCAGCAACAGCAACAGCAGCAACAGCAACAACGCUCGCCGGUGGAUCUUCUGCUGCGUGUGUUCCCCGGAAGACGUCGCGCCGAUGUCGAAGCGCUUCUCCAUCGUUACAAAGGCGACGUAGUGUCCGCGAUGGAGGUGCUGGUCUGCGAGGACAGUCUGCAGCCCAAGUCUGCGUUCUCGCCGCUGGCCGGCGCCCUGGCAUCGGCCGCCGUAGCGUCCGCCGCGUCCGUCUCGGCGGCAGCUUACGCGAGCCGCGCCGCGUACUGCACCACCCCGAUAUCAUCGACGCGGCACCGGUUCCUGGCCGCGCCUUACACCGGUACCGGUUACCUGCCCACCGUCAUCAAACCGCCCAACCAGAGUCUACAUGCCAAUGGUACUGGCGACGCCUAUCGGGAGACGAGCCCCGAUGAUGCCAGCGAUAAGACCAGUUAUUCCGAGUGACCUGACGAAAAUUACGCCGUCGCCUGGUCCUCGUACUCUUCGAUACUCCCCUAACGCCUUCGUUCGCGCGCGCGUCAGACAAUUGGAAAAUUCUUUCUCGAGUUCUCGAGGCCUCGAGGCCUCAUCUACGUGUGUAUGUAUGUACGUCUCAUCGACGACGAUUGUUCCACAUUCUAACCGAGGAUAAUGAUGCAACCUUAUCAAAAUCUUGAGGAGAUUGAUCGUUCGGACAUGAAAUUAUAUUCUGGUGAAGAAAUCAACGAUCGAGAACAUCGAUUAAUCCUUUAUUACUAUGUCGUAUCUCUUGUAAGAACCCUUCCCCCCUUCACUCGGCUUCCUUCUUUUUUAUUUGACUCCCUUUUGAAUCUUUUGAGAAUGUUAUUUAUAUAAUUUGGUUUUGAAAUACGCGCAGAUUAGACACAAUCUUUUAACAGUGAAAGAAAAAAAUAAAUAACCUAAAUAUACGAAAAUUCUACCAAGGGAGAGAGAUCUUCCCUUUUUUUUACCUCCUUAAAUCAUCUUCAGACCGGAUAUGACGAUGGUAAAUUUAAUGACUGGCCGUUUUCACGCCACACAGAAACACAAUAAAUUUCAAGGCCACGGAAAAGUCUUUGUAUUAGACAGAAAAUUACUACUACUACUACUACUACUACUACUACUACUACUACUACUACUACUACUACUACUACUACUACUACUACUAUUACUACUAUUACUACUACUACCACUACUACUAAGAAGCUGAUAAAAUAUCGUCUUCAAGAAAGACUCUCUCAAAAGAUCGAAUUUACGUUCAUUAUCGGCGUCUGCGAAUAGUGUGAAACUUGAUGACGUCGCAAUGAAGCUCCGUUCAAUUAGACAAUAAAGGGAUAAAUAUUGUUGUCUUCAAAGGAAGAUGUCGAGAGCGUCUCGAGAAUACGAAAAUAUUGAAAAUUGAGAGUAUCUGACAAUCCGAGAGUAUCUGGUUUUAAUAUUUAUACACUUGUACAUCUCUCGCGCAAAAAACUGGCGAGGCAAAGCUGGCACAAAGCUGGCACAAACGCUUAAUCAGAUGCCCGUGUUAAUAAUCCGCUGACUUCAAGUCGUAAAAGAUGAAUUUCGCUGUGUGACGCAACGUGACGUCGCGUCGUACAAAAUACAAAACGUACAGUGUACGUAUAUGAAGAGAGAAGCACCAGAAGAUAAUAAGUUAUUCACGGCUGAUUCGUCUUCAGAAUAUACUUUAUACAUGUGUAGAUAAAGAUUAUAUACAUAUAGACAGAUAUGUGUGUAGGGUAAAAUUUCAACGAGUAUAUAUCAGCCCAAGAAAGAGGAAAGUGAAGACGAGUCUGUAAAUACGAUGCUAUAUAACUAAUGACAUUAAUCUCGAGAUUUUUGCCAAAAUACAAUAUAUUAUAUUGUAAACGUGUUAUACACGCGCGUACACUCGUAUACAUAUAAGUGUUGCCUGUAAGUAUAACGCCUGCAAGAUAUCUAGAUUGGCCGCUAGCGACCGAAAAUAUCGUCUACUGUAGUUACCAAAUAAUAUGUUACUCGAAAAAAAGUGUAUAGACCAUAAAUACAUACAAUAAAUAAGAUAUUGAUACUCUA
Messenger RNA from Solenopsis invicta (red fire ant), 4451 nucleotides. It is a transcript of the gene dmrt99B, whose product is annotated as doublesex- and mab-3-related transcription factor A2. The record is from RefSeq and is a predicted model, not a curated record. The coding region runs from base 1182 to 2861 and encodes 559 amino acids. Lineage: Eukaryota; Metazoa; Arthropoda; Insecta; Hymenoptera; Formicidae. Gene Ontology annotation, cellular component: nucleus. The transcript has 6 exons. Gene Ontology annotation, molecular function: RNA polymerase II cis-regulatory region sequence-specific DNA binding; DNA-binding transcription factor activity, RNA polymerase II-specific; protein binding. Gene Ontology annotation, biological process: regulation of transcription by RNA polymerase II; sex differentiation.